Molecule: messenger RNA, 1044 nt
Organism: Odocoileus virginianus texanus
Lineage: Eukaryota; Metazoa; Chordata; Mammalia; Artiodactyla; Cervidae
Product: testis-specific Y-encoded protein 1-like
Biological process (GO): nucleosome assembly
Cellular component (GO): nucleus; chromatin
Molecular function (GO): chromatin binding; histone binding
Source: RefSeq, a predicted model, not a curated record
CUAGCGAGCCCCAGCCGGUUACUACAGCCCGGGCCGCCUUUGCGCACCACUUGCUGUGCUAUUAUGCCCGGUCCCUUCGAAUCUGCCCCAGCUCGGGGUCACAGCCAGGACCCAGAGUAGCGUGAGAGGCGGCCAGAGGAAGGCGGGAGUAUCCCGGGACUCUGGACCAUCUUAGCUGGGAGCCCAGUUGGCACACCAGGCGAAGAGGUCACCCUCUACGUGGUGGAGGCAGUGGAAGACGGCAGGGACCUGGUGGACGGAGAGGAGGCGGGGAUCUGGCGGGAGUGCCAGCUGCUGGUGAAAGACAUCAUGGAGGAGGGGGAGGUUGUGGCCGAUGAGGUGUGGGAUCGGGGGUCCUGCCAGGAGAUGGAGGAGAAGACGGUGGAGCAGGGCCUGGAAAGAUCCAGAGGCGUGAGUGAGCAGCCGGCGCUAGAUAUGCUACAGGCACUGUGCGCCCUGCAGUUGAAAAUGAGCUCCCAGCAUGAGGAAAACUGCCGGGCCUACGUUCGGUUCAUGUACAUGAACCAUCUGAGGAGGAAGCAUCACUUGGCUUGGAGAAGUGCCAUCCCCAAGGGCAUCCCUGGCUUCUGGGCCAAAGCUAUUAUGAACCAUCCUCAAGUGUCCAUCAUAAUCAGCACCCAGGAUGAAGACUUUCUUAGCUACAUGAUUGACUUCAAGGACAGUGAGGGAGGCUUAAGAUGGGGCCAGGUGCGGAGCCAUCCGCGGCCCCGCUUCAAGCUGAUCUUCACCUUUUGGAACAACUCGAACUUCUGUAAAAUGGUGAUUGUUAAGGACUAUUACCUUGAGAUCACUGGAUAUAGGGUACGUCGUUCCACUCCAGUCCACUGGUUCUGGGACUUUGAACGGGGAGCACACAGCCACAGGCUGGACACCAGGAGCCUUACCUUUCUCAAUUGGCUGUCAGGCCACAACUGCCCAGAAUCAAACAGGAUUGCUGAUUGUUUUCUCAUUGGGCAGGACGUGUGGGAUGAUCCCCCGAUGUACUACCCCAGGGAGGAAUUUUGUGCCAUGAGAGGUAGCUGA